This is a messenger RNA of Clunio marinus, 222 nucleotides long. Lineage: Eukaryota; Metazoa; Arthropoda; Insecta; Diptera; Chironomidae. The record is from the annotation of a GenBank genome assembly.
AUGGAAAUGGCCAGAAUAAAGCAGAGAACUUGUUACUCGUUAAGGCUCGUUGACGACACUUUGUCUCUGCCUGGUUUUUAUUUUUAUUUCUGUCCAUUCAACCAGAAAUGUGAACUCAAAUUAAAAACUCUUUCAGAUAACGAAAGAAAACAAAAAGUCUCUAAUUCAACGCCAUUUUCAUGUAUUGUUGAACGUUUUCUCGCCGUCAUGGUGCAAAAGUAA